Dujonia railenensis is the source of this 1827-nucleotide messenger RNA. NCBI's taxonomy places the organism in Eukaryota, Fungi, Ascomycota, Pichiomycetes, Serinales, Debaryomycetaceae. The record is from the annotation of a GenBank genome assembly.
AUGUUAAUAAGUACUGCCAAAAGUUUACUUUCUGUGAAUCCUUGCCUGUUCCUCCAUACCAUUUCUAGUUCAAUGGACCAAGUUCCAUUUUUGUCUCUUCAAUCGUAUCAUAAUGACUAUCAAAGUAUUUCCACCCUUGGUAAUGGGUCUUUUGGAACUGUAGUCUUGGCAAAGUAUCGACAUCCUAUAGAAAACUUAGUUGAGUGGAAUGUGAAUAAGAAAGGGACGAUGCUUGAUUUAUUGUCCGACUCUUCGAACCAUUUGGGACCCUUGGUUGCAAUAAAAACUAUGAACAAAAAGCUCACCUCUAUCGAGGAUUAUGCUAGAGUCAAGGAGUACAAGUUUAUAAUCUCCAUCCCACUGCAUCCCUCUCUAGUUCAAAUAUACCUGAUGUUCAUCGAUAGAAGUUAUUUGAAUUUGCACAUUGUGAUGGAAACCAUGAAUCAAAACUUGUACCAGUUGAUGAAAUCGAGAAAGAACGUCAAAUUCUCUUCGGUUACUCUUAAAUCCAUAUUGAGACAGUUGGCUGAUGGUAUCCGUCACAUUCAUCGACAUGGGUACUUCCAUCGUGAUAUUAAACCUGAAAAUAUUUUAGUCUGCCAUACUCAGCAAUACUAUUGUUCUAAUAAUAAUGGCUGCAAAUUUUCAAAUGGCACAGUUCCCAGUAGCCGUUCACGGGAUAACUUUGUUGUAAAGAUAGCAGAUUAUGGGCUAGCACGUCACGUAAACAACGUUAAGGCCUUCACUGAAUAUGUAUCUACAAGGUGGUAUAGAUCACCUGAGAUUUUACUAAGAAAUAAUGGAUAUUCCAAGCCAGUUGAUAUUUGGGCAUUUGGAGCAGUUGCUGUAGAAAUGGCUACUUUCAGACCUUUGUUUCCAGGUGCAAAUGAGCUAGACCAAAUAUGGAAGGUAUUAGAGAUACUAGGCUCACCUUCUAGUGAUACUGGGAGCGAUUCAGAAAUUGACGUCGACAGUAACGCACCCUUUGGUGGAUUUUGGGAUGAAGCUCAGAGUUUAGCUUCUAACUUGGGGUUUCUUUUACCAAGCAACCCCGGAGUAACAAUUAAUCAAAUACUUCCUGAAGAAAGUUAUACAGACUUAGGAGAAUUGGUACAAAAGUGUCUUACCUGGAACCCUGAUAAAAGGAUUAGUAUAGAAGAAGUAUGCCAAUUGGCAUAUUUCAGGAACACUAGUUUGUCAGGGCCAUAUGUUGAACCUUCAAGGUUCUUCCAAGAAGAUGAAGUGGCGGAUGACCAUCAAAUACAAAAUAACUAUUCUGUACUUGACGAAAACACAGACCCGAUGCCAACUCUAGACCCUUUCUACGUUCAUGCUUCACCUGAAAAGUACGGAAGGAAGAGAGAUACUCAGUUGAAUCUACAACAACACUCAUUAAAAAAUGCAACCACUGACUACGGUCCGAAUUUCAUGGGGUAUAGAGGAGCUGAUUUUUAUUUUACUGAUAGAAAUAAUAAUGGCAAGGAGAGAGAAGAAGAGGAUGAUUCAGUUUUAGAAGGAGUAGAAGAGGAGGAGGAGGAGGAGAGUGUGUUAGAAGAUGUUCUUGAAUACAAUGGGUAUAAUGAGCAAGAGUGCAAUUAUGAAGACGAGAGUAUUCAGUACAUUCUAUCUCAUUCGAAAAAAAUAGGAAUCGAAUACUCAUGGGAGACAAACACGAAGCUAGAGACACCGGCUUUAGCGACGAGUUUACUUUUACGUGGAGAGUUAUUUGACACAGAAAAUAGUGAUGUAGAAAGAACUCAUGGCCAGGAAGACGAAUUGGGAAUUGGCGAUAUUUCCAUUGGAAGUAUUAAAGAGAUCAGUUGUUGA